Argiope bruennichi is the source of this 3626-nucleotide messenger RNA. Its product is annotated as regulator of G-protein signaling 7-like. The coding region runs from base 3 to 1445 and encodes 480 amino acids. Gene Ontology annotation, biological process: G protein-coupled receptor signaling pathway; intracellular signal transduction; regulation of G protein-coupled receptor signaling pathway. NCBI's taxonomy places the organism in Eukaryota, Metazoa, Arthropoda, Arachnida, Araneae, Araneidae. The transcript is spliced from 16 exons. The record is from RefSeq and is a predicted model, not a curated record.
AAAUGCACAGCGAAGACUUGGAGAAGAACAACAUAGGGCAGCAGGAUGCACGGCCGGACCCGCCGAAUGGUGGGCACCUCACGCCCUCCCCAGAAGAUAAUCCAAACUUUCUUGUUUACAAAAAGAUGGAAGCUAUCGUGGAAAGCAUGCAAGAUGAAAACCAUGGUGUUCCAGUGAGAACGGUUAAAAGUUUUAUGUCCAAAAUACCCAGUGUGUUUACAGGUACAGAUCUUAUUGCUUGGAUGAUGAAACAUUUAAAUAUGGAGGAUCAAACCGAAGCUCUACACAUGGCUCAUUUGAUGGCUUCUCAUGGCUAUUUUUUCCCUAUUGAUGAUCACGUUUUAACUGUGAAAGCAGAUGGAACAUUCUACAGAUUUCAAACUCCCUAUUUUUGGCCCUCUAACUGCUGGGAACCUGAAAACACUGAUUAUGCCGUGUACCUCUGUAAGAGAACGAUGCAGAACAAGACCCGACUGGAACUGGUGGAUUAUGAAGCGGAGAACUUGGCUCGACUCCAGAAAAUGUUUUCACGGAAAUGGGAAUUCAUUUUCAUGCAAGCUGAAGCGCAGGCGAAAGUCGACAAAAAGAGGGACAAGUUUGAAAGAAAAGUUCUAGACAGCCAAGAGAGAGCCUUUUGGGACGUCCACAGACCCGUGCCAGGAUGCGUGAAUACCACGGAGAUUGAUCUGAAGAAGGCUUUCAAAGGGAACAACUCACCGCCACGAUACAUAAAGCAAUCCAAAUCUGCUCCUGUUACUCCAUGCGUCCUUUCAGAAGCAGAAAUCGACAGUCAAAUGGAGGCUGCCAGAAAGCAGAUAAGAGCUUUAAAAAAUAAAAUCGACAGAGGAAAUGUUAAAAUGUCCAAAGUAUGCGAAUCAUACAUUAAUUACUAUGAGCAAUAUGCGGAAUAUGACCCGUUCCUCACUCCACCAGAAUAUUCCAAUCCGUGGAUUUCCGAUAGCACAGAGGCUUGGGAUAUGGAAAAACAAACGAAAGAAGUGAGUGCACGUCGAGUCAAGCGAUGGGCAUUCUCUCUCCAGGAACUACUGAAGGAUCCCGCAGGGAAAGAGCAGUUUUACAAGUUCCUUGAGAAAGAAUUCAGCGCUGAAAACCUGAAAUUUUACGAUGCUGUUCAAGAAUUAAAGCAGGUCCAUGCUACUGAGGUUGAAGACAAAGUACGAGAAAUAUGGAAUGAAUUUUUAGAAGCUGAUGCCAACACUCCUGUCAACAUCGAUUCCAGAAGUUAUGAUGUCACAAAGAAGAAUGUAGAAAAACCUGACAGAUGGGCAUUUGAUGCGGCUGCUUCUCAUCUUUACUUACUCAUGAAAAAUGACAGCUACGCCAGAUAUCUCAGAUCAGAACUUUACAAAGAAUACUUAAAUGGAACCAAGAAAAAGAGCAAGCUCUUUAUCCCCAAACUGCCAAGUUUGAGCAUUGGAUCCUAGUAUACAUAUCACCCCAAUUGAAGACACAUCAAGAACCAACCAUUGUGUUAAAAUCUCAUUAUUGCCAAAUAUUUUAAUAUAUCAACAUCUUAUCAUCUAUGAAUUGGGGAAGAUAUACACAUAUAUAUUUUUCAUAAAAAAAUAAUCAAGAUUCUUUGAGUGAAGAUCUUUGAUUACUAGUGGUCAAUAAGUUCUCAUACGGUUUCAAAUUCAGUAUUAAAUGGAGAAUUUAAUAAACAUCAUUUUUAUUACAUUAAACAUAUAUUCAGGUCUAAUUAUUACACAUAACUUGUUUAUAUAUCGGAUAUUUAUUUAUUUAUUGGUGGUUGAUGAUAGCUCAUAAUAUCAAAGUUGAAAUCGUUUUUAAAUAAUUUUAUUGCUUAAAUAAAUCAACACUUGGUUCAAGAAUGGAGUGUAGAAAAAAAAACCGUGUUUUAUAUUUGAGUAAAAACUUCUUAAUUGGUAAUCGCCAGAAUGUCUACAGAACUGAACUGAAUGUAUUGAUGACCAUUGAUUAUAUUAUAUACAAGGCUCUGAUACUGUCAUUUAAAAAAUGACGUGAUAUCAAUGACAAUGAUGCAUUUGGAUCCUCGAAUUUUUGCAAUCAAAAUUACUUUCCUUUCAAAACUUUUAUUUCCAUAAUUUAAAUUCCCAAAGUCAAAUUUAUAAACAAAUGAUAGUAUUCUCUCAAAACUUCGUCGAACAAUGCCAAAUAAUAGUGUGAACACUCAUUCUCACGCUCAUAAAAAUUGAGAACUUCAUACAAGAGUGUCAAAAACACGAGUUCUAGGAUUAUCAAUUUGGAAUCUAGCUCAUAAACGUUUUGUAAUACAAUAUGGAAAGUCCAAAUUAAUAUCCAGAACAUCUUUGCCCUCAAAGAUUGAAAAAAAUACUAGACACAAAAUCUGAUAUGAUCUAUAAUUUCUAAACUACUGCAAUAUGUCAAAUUUUAUUUUUCCAACUCUUUAUGUUUUUAGUUAACGUGUGCUCUUGUAUUGAUAAAGGGAGCCAGAAUGACUAUGAAUGGAUUUCUUUCAAAAUUUUGUUGAAAUGUACAAAUUUUGAGCAAAUACCAUAAACAUACAUUGUAUGCAGUAUGUGCAAGAGUAUAAAAAUGUAAUUCAAAAAUUUGUUUUUAAUUUUUAUUACAUAUGUUUACAUUAUUACGUUUAAGAUCAUUAUAAAUUGUGCAUACCUAUAAACACGAUAAUUGUAGAGUUCUUUAGGUUUCAGUAUGAAAGAAUUCUCCAUAUUUACUAAUAUGCUCUGAUGACAUGCUAUGUAAAUUGGUAUACAAGAUUUUUCCAAUUAAUUCAUAGCACAAGAGUUAAUAUGUUUUUUUUUGUCCUUGAUAUUUUGAUGUAUUUUUUAGGACGAAUUUUUCCUGUAUUUAAUGAUUGAUAAGUAUUUUUAAUAAUGGGUAUCAUCUGCUUUAAAAACUUUAAUUUAUUUAUUACAAGUAUAUUAAAGACAUUAUUUUUUGCAUUUGAUAUAUACUGGAUUUGUGCGCCGAUUCCUUCCUUAAACAUUUUGUUACAUAACAUUUCCCUAAAACAGUUAAUCAAUCGUACACAUUUCAUUCAUUUCCUUUCUUUCAUUUAUUUAAAAGAAAUAUAAUUAUGCCAACAUAAAUUAAAGGAACUAUUUAAAGAAAUAUUUAAAAGAGCGAAUUGAAUUUUAUAAGCAUAUGAGAACUUAUUGACUAUACUAUAAGACGAGUAACUGGCUAGCUGUGAUGGAAUGAAUAAGCAAGAUGAGAAACAGUGAUUUUUGUAAACUGCCGACGUUGUUUAAAAAAAAUGUGUUAAAUGUAGUCCGUUCCAGUACCUGAAAAAGUAAUCGCACUGCUUCUUAUUUCAAUAAAUGCUCUUUCAUUUAUUUAAUGAAUAUAAGUUUUAGAUAUAUGUAGUUGCUUAAAGUAUAUUUAAAAAUUCAUCUUUUAAAGAAUAAUUUAUUUUGUUUCGUAAAAUGCAUAUAAACGCACUGAAUCAAUGGAGUCUAGUUACAGAUUUUAAGAAAUUUUGUUGCGGUAUUUAAUUCAUUCAAUGUGCUAAAGUUCUGGAUAAUUGAUUUUUGGGAAAGAAAUUUUCCAAUAGAUUUAUUUAAAUAAUUAUGUAUGAUUUGAUUUAGUAUCCAGCAGUGUAUCUCAAAUAUAGAGAUAUUUUGAAUUAGUUGCUUGAA